AUGUGCUCCGGGCGCCGCUUCGGCUACCUGCAGGUGUCGACCAUCUGGUCGAUCCUGCUGCGCGACUUUGAGCUGCAGAUGACCACGCCGCUGCCCAAGCCGGCGUACAACGACAUGGUCGUCGGGCCGGACGCGCCCAUCAUGAUGCGGUACAAGCGCAAGGUCUUCCUCGCGCCCGAAGAGAUCGCGGCGAGGCAGGCCAG
This is a messenger RNA of Emiliania huxleyi CCMP1516, 203 nucleotides long. RefSeq lists its product as hypothetical. The record is from RefSeq and is a predicted model, not a curated record. The annotation marks the transcript as partial. Gene Ontology annotation, molecular function: heme binding; monooxygenase activity; oxidoreductase activity, acting on paired donors, with incorporation or reduction of molecular oxygen. The transcript is spliced from 2 exons. NCBI's taxonomy places the organism in Eukaryota, Haptophyta, Isochrysidales, Noelaerhabdaceae.